AUAAACAAAUGGUAGAAAAAGGAGGUCUGCCAGUCAAUGUAACUCCACCUCACGGUAUGCCGGUGGCCAGGCCGGAGGUACCUGGAGCUCAUUUUCCUUCUGCUGCCUCAUUUGGAGCCACCUUGAAGGAAUCACAAGAGCUGGGCUGGCCUGGUCUUCUCCCCAGGCAGCACGCCAGCCACAGCCUCUCUGGCCAGUGACCCCCAUUCUGUCUGGAACAACGUCAUCAUGAAAAUGUCCUGCUUUUGAGGCCGCCUAAUUUGCCCAUGGGCCAGUCCUGUUAGAGUUCUAGCAUUAGCAGAAUAGCAGAGGAAGGGAGAAGAUGCAAAACUCUUCGAACCUGUUGCUUAUUGAGACUUUCCUUAUAAAAGCAGUAAAAGAAGUUGUAGAAACAAGACUUCCCAGGAGUCUCCCGGAUUAGCUGCAUGUGCUCUGGUCCCGUUUAGCCCUGAAAAUGCAGUCCACGGUCUGUAGCUUUUGCCCCGGAUUCUGGUCAGCGUUGGGAACGAUGAAUGCUCUCUGGUUCCCUGCACGGCUGCAAAACAAAUUAGGAAAAUGAGAACAUCCCUUGGGGGCUGGGAAGAGGUUCUCAAACCAAAAUUCUUCAUCCUUUCUCGGUGGUAGCAGUUCACAGCCACAGCCCACAAUCUGGCUCUCGCCUUGCGAGGGACUUCCCUUGUUGAGAUUUGGUUUUCACUUGUGCAUUUGGGUCCAGAAGCAUAUGCUGUGUGCUUCUGCAGGCUAGGAAUUGGCGUCUGUUUCUGUAUUCCCGGCACCUAGCACAGUGCCAGGCACAGAGCGUCUACGCAGUGCAUGUUGAUGGAAGGAAGUUCGCACACAGUAAGGCUUCCCGAAGAUGCCAGCUGGGGGGAUGGGGUAUGUACUGGUGAACAGUUUGUCCCUUCUUAAUAGAAUCCCAUCCAUUUGUCUAAGAUGGCAUUCAGCCCUUCGGGUGCCAGUUCCAUAAGACGCGUUACACAGGCUCCCAAUGCAGCCUGAAACUGAGGCAAAGUGGGAACUGGGCAGCAUAGUUCAACGGUUAUGGGCUUGGUUUUGUAAUCAGAACCGUGUUCUGACUCAGGUAAUGCUACCAAUAGCUGUGUGACCUUAGCCAAAUUACUUGAUUUCUUUGAGCCUUAGUUUCCUCCUCUGUAAAAUGAGGCAUACACAAGAGCUACAUCAAGGGAUUACUGUGAGAGUUCAGAGAGAGAAAGAAUAGAUAAAAAUGUAAAUUCAAUUAGCAUAGUUUAUGUUGCAUAGUAAGAGUUGAGUAAACCUUAGCGGUGUCUUUAGACAAGAUCCAUCACAGCAGAAAACCCCAUCGACCUGAUGCUCUUAGCUUCUGCUUAUACCACAGCCUGGGCAAAAUCUCAGUCCUACUCUACAGGCAAAGGGUUCCAGGAUAGAGUAGCCCAACCCCAAGUUCAGAGCAUAUCUCUUACCUAAAAGAAACACCAAACAGAGAAACCUCCCUCUCAACCACACCGCCCCCUGAGUCUUCCCGAUGAUAUGAAAGAGUUCUAUGUGGGUAACUUUAAGUGGAGCCAUAAAUCUUCACCUACCUUUCUUUUAUAUGUGCUGCCGAAGCAAGCACAACCUACCUUUCUUUCAAAGGAUUGUAAAAAACCUUUGCUUUUUCAAGACCCGCAAUGGAACAAACAAAACAUGGAGCCCCCACACAAUGCAGGCAUCGGAAUUUAAACCAGCGCAUCUCCAUGCCAAGACAACCAGUCUGCCGAGGAGGGACACAGAGGCCUUGUUAUAAAGUCAUAUACUUCCACGAUGCUUCUCGAAGACUGAACUUUGAGGAAGCCAACACAGCCUGCAGGAGGGAUGGGGCCCAGCUAGUCAGCAUCGAGUCUGAGGACGAACAGAGACUGAUAGAAAAGUUCAUUGAAAACCUCCUGGCGUCUGAUGGAGAUUUCUGGAUUGGGCUCAGGAGGCGUGAAGAGAAGCAAAGCAAUAGCACAGCCUGCCAGGACCUUUACACAUGGACGGAUGGCAGCACGGCAACAUUCAGGAACUGGUACGUGGAUGAACCUUCGUGCGGCAGCGAGGUCUGCGUGGUCAUGUACCAUCAGCCGUCGGCACCUGCUGGCGUCGGGGGCCCCUACAUGUUCCAGUGGAAUGACGACCGGUGCACCAUGAAGAACAAUUUUGUUUGCAAAUAUUCCGAUGAGAAACCAACAGCUCCUUCUACAAAGCCUGGAGAUGAAAGAACAGAGCCAGCGACACCCAUGCUUCCAGAAGAUACGGGGAAAGAAGAUGCCAGAGAGACAUUUAAAGGAAACGACGAAUCCACCUUGAAUCUUGCUUAUAUUCUAAUCCCUAGCACCGUCUUUCUCCUCGUGGUCAUCACGGUUGUCUUUUGGGUUUGGAUCUCCAGAAGGAGGAAACGGGAGCAGCCAGGCUCCAGCAUGAAGGAGCCGCACACCAUCUGGCCCUCUCCUCACCAUGGGGACAGCCCAGACCUCGAGGUUUACAAUGUCAUACGAAAACAAAGUGAAGCCGAUUUAGCUGAGACCCGGCCAGACCUGAAGAACAUCUCAUUUCGAGUGUGUUCGGGUGAAGCCACUCCCGAUGCCAUGUCUUGUGACUAUGACAACAUAGCUGUGGACCCCUCCGAAAGUGGAUUCGUGACUCUGGCGAGCUUGGAGAGCGGCUUUGUGACCAAUGACAUUUACGAGUUCUCCCUGGACCGAACGGGGAGGAGCAAGGAGUCUGGAUGGGUGGAAAAUGAUAUAUAUGGUUAUUAGGACACAUGAGAAACACUUGAAUGAACGGGAAUGGGAAAGAAAAGGGGAGCAAACUUCUCCUGUUUUCUAUGAGGAGAAGACUCAGAAAGUCUAUGAAAAUCUCCGAUCAGGUCGUGGGGAUCAGCAUGUGAUCUCCAUUAGCCCCUGUUGGAUCCCCAAGUUUGGCCAGAUCCCCUAUCCCCGACUCUCCCCCAGAUCAACCUUAGGAGAAAGCCUUGCCCGUGGUCAGGCAUGUAGUAGAAAAUACCAGUUGAUGGGUUACUUCUGACUUUCAAGGGACCAUGCUUUCCUUGGCAGGGAGAAGGUUGUGGCUGCGGGACUCAGGAGUCCCACCUCUGGGUUCUCUGUUUCUUACUCUGUAUAGCAGCACGUAUAAUCACAGCAAGACAGAAAUUACUGACUCUUUGCAAAGCCCACGUCCUCUGGCAUCGGGCUGGCCUGUGUGUCGGUAAUUCUAAGGUCCGUUUUUUUCAAAGAAUCAAAUCCAAUCAAAAGCAGGAAGCAGAAUGUUAGUCUGUCUGUGUCUACAGCCCUUCCUCUGCCUGUGGCCUCAGGGGACCUCUUUUUCUUUCUCCUCACAUCCAAACUUGGAAAUAGCCAACUUGGAAAUAUUUGACAAACUGGGACUGAAAUCCCCAGUCUCGGCUUCCAGGCGCCGCUGCGUGCCCAGCCCGGGCCGUGCUCGUUACGGAGCUGGUAUGUGUGUUCGACCCAAGCACCAGCACAGCAUUGCCGGUGACGGUCCCCACUCCUCCUGUUUGUGGUAGGGACCGGCCUGAAUACUCUGGGACUCAGGUCCGCAGCAGAGUUUCUUGGCCCAACACCAGUUGUUUACACGUUGAAGGUCUAAGGGCUUCUAUCUUGUUAUUUUAGGCUUUCUUCUCGAUCUUAUUUUCUCACAGUUUGUCCUUUUGCCUCAUGUGUGGAGCCCGGAACGAGAGAGAGUUAGCUGGUCUGGGUCCCAGCAGCGUCGCCUGCCCAAUUACCCGCCACAGUGGGGCGGAGAGCAGGGGGUGGACGACAAACACGUCACUUAUGCCUGCUUCCAGGAAGUGCAUUUUGUGGACUUACAAGAUUUUUUAAAGAUUUUUUUUAUUUAUUUGACACGGAGAGAGAGCACAAGCAGAGGGAGCAGCAGAAGGAAAGGGAGAAGCAGGCUCGCUCCCCGUGAGUGGGGAGCCUGAUGUGGGACUCGAUCUCAGGACCCUGAGAUCAUGACCUGAGCUGAAGGCAGACCCUUAACCAACUGAGCCACCCAGGUGCCCCGACUUACAACACUUAAAGCAAAAAGAGUGACCCCAUGGUCUGAAGGACUGACUUGUUUGCUGCUCCAAAACAUCGAAGUUCCAUAAUUGGGCUUCAGAUGUCCCGACUCUGUAAUCUGUCCGUUUAGCUCCCCCACCCCCACCCCGGGUCCCCCUCCUCAGGCCCCUGUGAGGCUGCACCUCCACCAGGACAGGGAUCCUGUCUGUCCCAUCAGCAUCAAACCACCUACACCCAAGACCGCAUUUGGCACAGAGGAUACAAUGUUUGUGGAAUGCAUGAACAAUUCAUUUUCAGGUCCACGUAAAUUAGCCUAGAUAUGUUAGCCUAAACGUUUGUAGGACCCUUUGUUCACACUCUGCCUGAGUUGGGGAGGUCAGGGAGUUAUCUUAGUUUAAAAGGCUUUCCUUUCGCCUAGGAAGAGGGAAGCGUGGUAACAAACAAGCUGGUAAAUGGCAUUAACAACAUCCUUCAUGUCACUGAAGCUGGUAACCAAAGGGUUAAUGGGGCUAACAAGCCCAGCUGCAACUUUUUACCCAGGCCCCUUCUAUUUGCCUUUAAAUUUCCUGGCUCUGAGCCUUCUUUGGGGGAAGGUAGAGCUGAGGCUGGUCCAUUGGGCUCCUCAUCUGGUCGCUUCUCAGAGAAGUCGUUUCCUUGUUGCCAGCUCGAUGGCUCAGUGGUUAUCCUAGAAGUGCCUCAUGCGACAGACCUGGGUUUGGGUACAAAGUUGGCGAAGCCACCUGGAGCUCCCCGCUCAUGGUUCCUCGGGCCCCAGCCGGGAAGGGGAGUCCAGCGACCGUCCAAGCGGCUGCCGAGGCUCUUGGUCCUCCGGCGUCGCAGGGGCCGCACCCCAACUGGGUACCUUUCGGCACCAAAUGUAACUCCUGCGGCCGGCGGCUAGUCUGGGGCUUGGUUUGGAUGGACGUCUCUGGGUGAAUACUUCAUGUGCGGUGGCACGUGACCCUGUUUCUUCCGUUUGGUUCAUUCGGUGAAGCUCGGACUUACGGGCUGGCACCGAUGGGGCUUCCUUCAGUGUGUUUGUUGUUGCAGCUUUUGGCAUCUUUGAAUAAGAGUAGCCGUGUUCUGACUGGGAUAUGCGAAACGACCAUUUGAUCCCCAUACGCAGCUCUCGGGGUUGUAUCCUCUUAAACUGGGUUAUUAUUAUUAUUAUUAUUAUUAUUGCAAUACCGCUUGGCCACCAUAUUUAUGAGACUCCUAAGAAAAAUGACCAAUAAAAGGAUCCAUAAAUUAUAACUCCUCUUGCAAUGGAUUUGUUUUAUACAAAGAUGAUACUUAGAGAUUGGGGCUUGAAGAUUUUGUUUGCCUCUUGUUUGUGUAUUUGUGUGCACGUCCUUGGACAUUGUGGAUGUGAGAGGUUUUCCUCUGUCUCUGGACGGUCUUGCUAAAACUCGUUUGUAAAAGCGCUCCAUUUGGUUGGCUUAAAGGCUAACGCUUGUUUGUAAUAAUUGGGCAUUCUAAAACUCAGAAAAAUGGAAACUAAACCAAACAUUUCUCAAGUUUAUGUGCCCUAGGAAAAUGUUUGAUAUUAAAGCUAAUUUCGGCUUGUUGGUUUCAUUAAAAUGGAGCUGUCUUCAGA
Mustela lutreola (European mink) is the source of this 5616-nucleotide messenger RNA. RefSeq names its product layilin (gene LAYN). NCBI's taxonomy places the organism in Eukaryota, Metazoa, Chordata, Mammalia, Carnivora, Mustelidae. Bases 1650 to 2756 code for a protein of 368 amino acids. Gene Ontology annotation, molecular function: hyaluronic acid binding. The record is from RefSeq and is a predicted model, not a curated record. The transcript has 7 exons.